Caenorhabditis angaria is the source of this 1630-nucleotide messenger RNA. NCBI's taxonomy places the organism in Eukaryota, Metazoa, Nematoda, Chromadorea, Rhabditida, Rhabditidae. The record is from the annotation of a GenBank genome assembly.
AUGGGCGACGACGUUUGCGAUGUGAAUUAUACAGUGAAAAAUAUAUCGGAAUAUGUUAUAGGAAAUCUUGGUGAACGAUGUCAAUCUGUAAGUUUUUGCAGAACUUUUUUGCUGAUCAGAAUUCUAUUCAGAUAUCGAUAAUUCUUCCAACAAUUGUGAUUUACCUCGCAAUUUUUCUAGUUGGUUUAUUCGGAAAUAUUUGUACUUGCAUUGUUAUUGUUGCAAAUAAGGUUUGAAACUCUAAAUUUAUUUUUGGACAUGAAAAAAAAUCGAAAAUAAAACUUUUUUAGUCAAUGCACAAUCCAACCAACUUUUAUUUAUUUAGUCUUGCAGUUUCGGAUAUAAUUAUUCUUGUUUUGGGUGAGUUUAGGAAGGCCUGAAGUUGAGCUUGUGAUCUAGGACCUAGUUGACCUAGAUUCUAGGUCAACAUGACCUCAAGAAUACUUGUAUUAUAGGUUUGCCAAUGGAAUUAUAUCAAUCAUUAGAUUUCGCAUAUCCAUAUCGUUUCGGUAUCGAAGUUUGUAAAGCUCGCGCAUUUCUCAUCGAAUUCACUUCAUACGCAUCAAUUAUGAUAAUUUGCUGUUUUUCAUUUGAGCGAUGGCUCGCAAUAUGGUUUGUUCAUUUUUCACUUCACUUCACCGUUUAAUUAAAAAGUUCUAACUGAACUUUCCAGUUUUCCACUACGUGUCAAAAUCUUCUCAACAUUAUGGCGAGCCAAUGUUUUGAUUGUGUUAGCCUGGUCAAUUUCAUUUUUCGCUGCUCUUCCAAUGGCAUUCAUUGUAGUGGUUAAUAAACUGCCAUUACCAAAUGAGAUUUUCGGGAAUGAAACGUGGAUCUCAGAUGUUUCAGCAGAUAGAAUUCAUGUGGAUCGAACUGAAUAUUGUGGAAUGGCAUCGACUAAAGGGGAUGAGCAGAAGAAAUUGAUUUAUAUCGCAUUUUUCGCGUUUUUUGUGAUUCCAGCGAUUUUGAUCAUAUUAAUGUAUAGUCAUAUCGCAGUUCGAUUGAAUGAGACAAAAUUGGACAAAUCAAUAAAUAAACACAAGAGUUUAGUUGAAAGAAGGAAUCGAUCGAAUAAAACUGUGCUCAAGAUGUUAUGUGAGUUCAGUGGCAGUUUUCAGUAAUUGAUACUUGAAAUUUUCAGUUUCUGUUGUUAUCACGUUUUUUCUCUGCUGGCUUCCAUUUCACAUUCAACGAUUAUUAUCAGUUUAUAUGAUGAAUAUAGAUCCAACAACUUCACUUUCACCAUCAGUUCAAUUUCUCAGCAUGAUUGUUUAUUAUAUUUCUGGUGAGCUAUUUGAACUUUCUCAGAAGGGAUUUAUUCAUAAGUCGUGUCUUUAGGUUUUUGUUAUUAUUCAAACUCAGCUGCCAAUCCAAUUCUUUAUAACAUUUUAUCACAAAAAUAUCGCAAAGCUUUUUGUCGAACAAUUCUUGGAAGAAAAAUAACAAGUGUUUUGAUUAAUCGGUAAGAUAUUUUUUGAACUUGGAAUUUGAACUUGUAAUAAUUUUCAGAACUUCAAAUUCCACAUUUGCUCAUCGAUCUUCUUAUGAUAAAAUGUCACAGAAAACACGACAUAUUUCGAUUCGAAGUAAUAUUUCGAAAAAAGCUUCGAAUAGUCCAAGUAUGGUAUAA